AUGGUCUUUAAAAAUUAUGAAUUAAUGUACAUAUUCAGUAUACUUUUAUUUGACCUUGAUAAGCAGAAAUUAAGCAUGUUUAACAGUGUAAGGCAAGCUAAUGCCCAACAAAUAUUUCCAAUAUUAUCGGGAAAUGCAGAAGAAGAUAAAGUCAAGAUAUCAGCUGAAUGUGGACCUAAAAUGAUCACACUUAAUAUUCAUUUCAACCAGAAAAUGUACCCAGAAGGACAAUUUCACGAAUGGAUUAUUGUUGGUAACACCAUGCGUACAGAAUGCAGGCUAAAAGGUAACGGUGAGCUACGAUAUGUUGUUCAAAUUGCUUUACCUAAUGAUCCUUGCGCUACAAGAAUGAUCUCUGCAGUUUUCCUGGUCUCAUACUUUCAGAAGAUCUUAAUUACGAAUUUGUAUGUGAUUUUUAGUAACUCAUUUAGUAGCUCAUUUAAGAAAUGUAUUUAUGGACUACCUAAGAUAAACGAGUUUCGACUGCCACAACGAAGUGCAACUGCAAGACCAUCAGCAAAAAUACAAACAGCGUUAAUUGAAAACUCUCUCGGAAAUGAAAAGAAUUUAAAGUUGUUAGAAGAAUUUUAUUAA
Messenger RNA from Meloidogyne enterolobii, 594 nucleotides. NCBI's taxonomy places the organism in Eukaryota, Metazoa, Nematoda, Chromadorea, Rhabditida, Meloidogynidae. The record is from the annotation of a GenBank genome assembly.